AUGGCCAAACCAGACAGUGCUGAGAAGAUGUGGCCCGGCUUCCCCCCUGUCUCCCCCCUGUCUCCCCCCGGCCUCCCCCCUGUCUCCCCCCGGACUCCCCCUGUCUUCCCUCCAUCCUUCUCCUCUUCAUCCCCCCUGUCUCCCCCGGCCUCCCCCUGUCUUCCCUCCAUCUUUCUCCUCUUCAUCCCCCCUGUCUCCCCCGGCCUCCCCCCUGUCUCCCCCCGGCCUCCCCCUGUCUUCCCUCCAUCCUUCUCCUCUUCAUCCCCCCUGUCUCGCCCGGCUCCCCCCGGCCUCCCCCUGUCUCCCCCCGUCUCCCCCCGGGCCUCUCCCUCUUCAUCUUGGUGUUUAGUGCUGUAA
This is a messenger RNA of Knipowitschia caucasica, 357 nucleotides long. The record is from the annotation of a GenBank genome assembly. Lineage: Eukaryota; Metazoa; Chordata; Actinopteri; Gobiiformes; Gobiidae.